Molecule: messenger RNA, 1314 nt
Organism: Microcebus murinus (gray mouse lemur)
Lineage: Eukaryota; Metazoa; Chordata; Mammalia; Primates; Cheirogaleidae
Source: RefSeq, a predicted model, not a curated record
AUGGCCUCUUACUCCUACCGCCCUGGCCGGGGCGGCCCUGGCCCUACUGCGGGCCCGGCGCUACCGGAUCAGAGCUUCCUGUGGAACAUCUUCCAGAGGGUUGAUAAAGACAGGAGUGGAGUGAUAUCUGACGAGCUCCAGCAAGCACUCUCCAAUGGCACGUGGACUCCGUUUAACCCAGUGACUGUUCGGUCUAUCAUAUCUAUGUUUGACCGGGAGAACAAGGCCGGCGUGAACUUCAGCGAGUUCACGGGCGUGUGGAAGUACAUCACGGACUGGCAGAACGUCUUCCGCACCUACGACAGAGAUAACUCCGGCAUGAUCGACAAGAACGAGCUCAAGCAAGCCCUCUCGGGUAUUGGCUACCGGCUCUCAGACCAAUUCCACGACAUCCUCAUCCGGAAGUUCGACAGACAAGGACGGGGGCAGAUUGCCUUUGACGACUUCAUCCAGGGCUGCAUCGUGCUCCAGAGGUUGACGGAUAUAUUCAGACGUUACGACACGGAUCAGGAUGGCUGGAUUCAGGUGUCUUAUGAACUGUAUCUGUCCAUGGUCUUCAGUAUCGUAUGACGUUGUCUUUUCGUGAAUAACAACAGCACGGCUUACAGAAAAAAGACCCAAAACGCCAAAUCUCUUACCUUUAAUAGAACGGGACAUGGAUGCAGUUAGAUGCUGUUGCUGUUCUCCCUUUAAAUUUCACCACGUGGGGACCUGGCUGUACAUACGUGGAUAAGCUGAUCAACGUUUUUGCAAUUGUAAUAGUGGCUACAUCAUUAUAAUAUGAACACUGGGUUUAGUGACUGUUUAAUUGUGCCAUGAGGUAAAUGUAAUAAUGUUUCUGCUUGCAGAAGAAUGCAUCAUCUACUUUUCUAGAUAAUUCUGUAGUGAAAAUGCUUUAUUAACCAAUAGAAAUUUUAAAAUAAUAUGGAACUUGCACAGAAGUCUUUUCAUGUGCCUUACUUUUUUAAAAAGGAGUUUAUUGUAUCAUUAGGUAUGCAACCCAAGCAAUAAAGUGAAUGGCACAAACGCAGGAUGUACUUUUGGCUUUUCAAAUCAUCAUCCCAGGCCUUACGCCAGUGUUCACCACAGCAGGUGCACUGGCUUCUUGGGAGGUCCCAGGGUCCUGGGAACACCUUCUAGAAUGUUCUCCAGCUCAGCCUGCGAGGCUUUGCUUAUGAAAAUUCAGAAAGACUCUCCCGGCCUCUGAUAUGGGAGUUAAAUUUUACAAAGCUCCUUUUGUCUGCAUGAACAAACCCGAAUCGGUUUAGUAGGUUGUGAAUUUCUGUGAUUUAUAAAUGAUCUAACCACACUACA